AUGUAUCGACGAAUUUUACAGUUAGCAUGCUCUAUUUUGUUUGCAAUUCUACUACUCUCGCAGGAGUCUAAAGCGGACUUCAAAAUCUUUCAGCUCGGUUCCGCUCUGAUCCCUUCAGCUGCCAGUUCAAGAUGUCGAGUCGCAUUGACGACGAACAUUGUCUGUGAUCCAUUGCUGCAGUCAAUGGUCACCGGCAUGUCCAUGAAUUUGACAACAGACAGAUUAGAUUCCAUUUGCACGGCGGCUUGUGGAGCAUCUAUCAAGUCAUAUGCAACCGGUGUGCAAACUUCGUGCGGAUUUAGUCUAUAUGUCAAUAGCAGCACCCCUCUACAGAUUCCAGUUACGGAUUACGGCAAUGAGAACUGGUGGAAGUACAAUGUAACUUGUUUGAAGGAUUCCGCUGGCAAAUACUGCCAGCUUGACAAAAAGGAUUGCAGUACAUGCAAUCUACAGAUGGUUCAGAUGGAGUUGAACUCCCCAUUCGGCCAGCCACGGCUUGGGAGCCCAGAUACCUUCGCGGACCUCAAAAAAACUUGCAGUGUAGCCACGAGUUCAUACCCAUUGACAUACACAGCAUCCGCGGCGCCGACGGAAACCCCUAAGACCUGUUCAAAGUCAUAUACCUCCAAAGCCGGCGACACUUGCGUUUCAAUAGCAAAAGCCAAUUCCGUGAGCACCGGUGGCUUGAUAAAUCUAAACUCACUCGAUGCGCGGUGCAAAUACUUGGUGGCGGGAACGACCCUAUGUCUGCCUGAUACAUGCGCUCUCCAUGUCGUCAAAGCGAACGAAACCUGUCUUGAUAUUAUUCGGCAACACGCAAACACUACAGGGUUAUUUUCGCAACCACAAUUGCUAUCUUGGAACUUUGAGAUCGAUCCUCACUGCGAGAACAUAGGUGAACUGGUGGGAUAUGGAAUUUGCGUCUCACCGCCUGGCACUACUGCUCCGCCUGACUGGCAAAAGGACAAUGAAAAAACGGAAGUACCAAAGCCAAGCAACGGACACCCUCAAUCGAACAAAAAAUGCGGCGCAUGGCAUACAAUCGAAAUCAAUGAAACUUGUGAUAACAUCACUUUCACAUAUCAAACUAAGCAAAGCGACUUCGUGUUCCUCAACCCCGGCGUCAGGUCUGAUUGUACCAAUCUUCAGGCCGGAACAGCGUAUUGUGUGAAGCCAGUAGGAAGUAUCAGACGAUAUGAUGACUGGAAGCCAGUCCAGUUCCCAUCUGAUAUCUUAACCGCAACUAUCAACCCAGACCAACCUCCAAACAACCGAAGUCACACGUACCUUUGGCCAAACUCUACAGUUCCAGUAACCAUAACUAUUACUCAAUUAUUCCCUCCAGCUGCCGAGACAAGUCGUUGGGCUACGUAUACACUCUGUCCCGACUUUGCUGCAACAAAUCCGGAUUUUGAGGAUGGGGACGUUCCUUGGUAUGCCCUAGAAAACGAAGCUUGGAUGAGUGUCUACGAUGAGUAUUGCAUGAUUGGUGGUAAUAGAACGAUACCUACGGCGACGCCCACGUGGCCUAAGCUCGAUGUACCACUGACCGCGGUAGCACCACCUGGACCAACGAACAGCGGUGCUCCCAAAGAUUGCUUGAAAUGGGUAAUCGUCGGGCCUGGAAUGAACACAUGCCCAGGAAUAGCUGCGGCAAAUAACAUCACAGUUGAAGAUUUCAAGAAAAUGAACCCAUGGAUUGACGCUGAUUGCCGCAAUCUUUGGGCGCAAAAUGCAUACUGCGUAGACACAAUAGCAAGACAUGAACCUCCGAUCACGCAGCCACCAACUACAACCACCACUAGCCGUACAACCACCACCACUAGCAGAUUGACCACCACUACUACUGGCACAAGUUCCAAACCAACGUCUUCCACGACUCGAUCUGGAACCCCAGUAGCAACAGUCGCCCCUCCGGGGCCGACUGAAUCUGGGUCAUCUUCAGCAUGUAUCCGCUGGCACGUUUUUGCAACUGGGGAAACAUGUACGAGAAUGCUCGUAUCUGAGAACAUAAAACUUCCAGCUUUCCAGGCGUUGAACCUCUCAGUGAAUAGCGCUUGUAACAACCUCAAGGUUGGAACUGCGUAUUGUGUUGCUAGUGCUUAA
Orbilia oligospora ATCC 24927 is the source of this 2106-nucleotide messenger RNA. RefSeq lists its product as uncharacterized. Bases 1 to 2106 code for a protein of 701 amino acids. NCBI's taxonomy places the organism in Eukaryota, Fungi, Ascomycota, Orbiliomycetes, Orbiliales, Orbiliaceae. The transcript is spliced from 2 exons. The record is from RefSeq and is a predicted model, not a curated record.